Arabidopsis thaliana (thale cress) is the source of this 1467-nucleotide messenger RNA. Its product is annotated as Cysteine/Histidine-rich C1 domain family protein. Lineage: Eukaryota; Viridiplantae; Streptophyta; Magnoliopsida; Brassicales; Brassicaceae. The transcript has a single exon. Gene Ontology annotation, molecular function: diacylglycerol binding. The coding region runs from base 1 to 1467 and encodes 488 amino acids. The record is from RefSeq and is marked reviewed.
AUGUCUUCUACUGAUGAUUUCGUUGCAGAUACCACGCCUGAACUCAUGUUUCCGUUUUAUCAUCAUCCUUUAUCAGCCUACGAUUAUUCAUCAAGCUAUAUUCUUCAAGAGAAGGCAUAUUGCUGCUUUAUGUGUGUUUAUUCCCUCUUUGACAAAGAACCCAUGCUUUUGCCUGAUAUCGACUAUCACUGUACGGAGUGUGGCUUGAAUAUGCACAAGAAAUGCAUCAAGCGCCUUUUCCUCAACUGGCCAUUUCUAUGCAAUCACGUUCUCAAUAUCUUCCAAAAUACUUUCACAUCAUCUGACAAUAUAGAUGACUUCUCUUGUCAUUUUUGUCAAAGUAGGAUUAAGUCGUCGUUUGCUCGUUUCACGUUAUGCAACAUAAACGUGGAUGAAAAGUGUAUGGUGGAACUGCAACCACCACUCAAAAUUUCCGAACCAAAGCACCACAAGUAUAGCCUCACCAUCUUGUUAUGGCUAGUCACCUUCAUAUGUAGUCCUUGUGGUGUGGAAGGCGAUCACAAUCCUUAUGUAUGUCUUGAAUGCAGUCUGAUGGUUCAUAGAGAUUGUAUUGAGGAUCUACCGCGAGUCAUAAGCAUAAAUCGUCAUGACCAUCGCAUUUCUCAUACUUUUCAUCUUGGUGAAAGAGAAGGAGGUUGGGAGUGUGGAGUUUGUCAAACGAUGAUUAAUUGGGUCUACGGAGCAUAUAAAUGCUCUCGUUGUCCUAGUUAUGUCGUUCAUUCAGGAUGUGCUACAAAAAAAGAAGUGUGGGAUGGGUUAGACCUCGAAGAUGUGCCUGACGAAGAAGAAGAAAUCAAAGAUCCAUUCAAGGUAAUAAAUGAAAACGGAGAUAUCGUUCAUAUUAGUCACGAAGAGCAUGUUCUCAGAUUGGAUGAGAAUUAUGUUACGGAUGAUGCUAACAUGCGUUGUCAGUGUUGCAUUCUUGCUAUCAACGGUGAUCCAUGCUACCGAUGCGUGGAAUGUGACUUCAUCCUUCAUGAUGCAUGUGCAAAUCUUCCACGGAAGAAGCAACAUUUAUUGCACAAGCAUAAACUCACUCUUUCCUCGACAUGUAUUGAUGGAGAAACAUAUUGUCAGUGUAAAGUUUAUGAUGUCUAUACGGAUGGUUUCAUAUACAAGUGUCAUCAUGAAGAUUGCGAAAGUAAAUAUAUUAACUAUGAUGCUCGGUGUAGUUCUGUAUUGGAACCGUUUCACCACGAUCUGCAUCAACAUCCCUUAUACUUUACCUUGCAAAGUUCGAGACGGUGUCAGGCGUGUGACAGAGAAAUACACGAUGAUCCCUUAAAUUGCACGGUCUGUGAUGACUACUCUUUAUUCAUGAGGUGCGCUACUUUACCAAGAAAGGUAAAACACAGGUGUGAUGAUCAUUUUCUAUCACUAUGUCAAGGUGUGGGAAACGCAAUCGGUGACUUAUGGUGUGAUAUUUGUGAGACGAAGACAAACUGA